This is a messenger RNA of Dinoponera quadriceps, 1690 nucleotides long. RefSeq names its product thioredoxin domain-containing protein 15 (gene bug). The transcript has 5 exons. The record is from RefSeq and is a predicted model, not a curated record. Gene Ontology annotation, cellular component: cilium. Lineage: Eukaryota; Metazoa; Arthropoda; Insecta; Hymenoptera; Formicidae. The coding region runs from base 540 to 1394 and encodes 284 amino acids. Gene Ontology annotation, biological process: cilium assembly.
GCGACGUAUUAAAAUGACCUGGCUCGAAACCAGGGGUGCGUACGCGAAAAACGUUACUCGAGUGCACCCCACUACAUUGGAGUAAGAGAGAUACUAGAGUGAAAUAAAGAGAGAGCAUGCGGGCGAUGUUCCCGAACGUAUCCCGGAAUUGGGAGUGUGAGACGAAAACAUUUAACCUUCAAUUUUUUUCGAAUGGUGAUAUAUCAUCCAUUAUGAUUAUUAUGAAAGUUAGCAGAUACCGGAGUUUGGUCUCGGUUUGGUCUGGAUAUUUUGAACGUUCAUGAGACAUUUAUACAUGUGAAAAUAAUCAAUUUAUAUUUAACUGUUUCACAGUAUUGUGUACAAAAGCGGUGCAAAAUUAUUGUGACUGAUAAGAAGUGAGGAAGUAUUUUAACAGUUUAAAGAAUGUUGUGUAAGGUAAAGCUAUUUCUAGAGAGCUACAAUAAAUUAUCAGAUUGGAAUUAACAAAUAGUGCAAAUUCGCUUUUCUUAUAUAUUACUUAUAUAAUUUGUUGAUACAAACUAUACUAUAUAUACAAGAUGUAUUUUUUAGGAUUAAAUUCUAUACAUAUUGUUGUAUUUUUCAUAACUUUAGUUUGUAUCACAUAUGGCAAAGAAAAUAUGGAAGAAUCGCUGGUGCAAGCUAAACUCAAAGAUGCUUUCAACCAAGAAAAGAGCGAACAAAUUUAUGCAGAUAAAGAAAAUGAUAAUGUAAAAAUAAGUGCUGAAGUAACAACAAACAUUACCGAUACUAUUUCAACAAAUAUUACUAAAGUUAACUGUUCAUUGGAGAAGGUCUAUGGUCCUGUUGAGAUUGUCAAUGCGACAAGACUCAUGGAAUUAUUGAUCCUGGAACCUGGACCAUCAAAUCGCUCAAGAAGUGGCAAAGAUAGCAAGCAAUUGCCAGGGACCUGUAUUUUAGUAUUAUUUUAUGCUAGAUCAUGCGUCUUCAGCAGUCAAGCCGCACCACAUUUCAAUGCCAUACCUCGGUCAUUUCCUUAUAUGAAAGCUGUGGCUAUCGAUGCCAUAAAGCAUCAAAGCUUCAACGCACAAUAUGGAAUAGUUGGAGUACCAACAUUGAUGCUAGUUCAUAAUGGCAAACCCGUCGCCAAAUUCAACGAUACAGUUUAUACUUUGGAAUCAUUUGCCAAAUUUGCAUCUCACUUGACAAAUUUACAAUCAAAUGGUUCAUUGUAUGUUACAUCAGCAGACUUCACUGGACCAGUUUCAAGCAUACCUUCUAACGAAACGGACUACUGUCUUGUUCUAUCAUGGAUAUUCAAUAUUGCUUGCAUGUUAUAUUUCAUAUCACGCAGUAGAUGGUGGCAGCAAUUUGUCGAAGUUAUUCAGAACACUUGGCGCGAGAGCAAUGCACAGCAUGAACACGCUGAUUAGAGUAUAUAGGCUUUUCCAUUAAUUAUUUAAAUUAUCUUUAAUUGAUUAUUUAUUCAAGCUUUGUGAGUAGAAAAAGUCGAGUUCGAGUUUGUGAGUCGAAAAAGUAGUAUUUUAUAUGAGUGUCAAUCUGGAAAAUUGUUUUAAAAUAUUAUAUAACGGUUAUCACGAAAAGAUUCAUAAAUAAGUUCCUAAAACUUACAAUUAAGUAAACAUUUCACUAAUUUGUACAAGUACUUUAUGUAAAUAUAAAAUAAGUGAAGGUUAAGAAAUAAAAGAAAUUACAUGAAAUGACAGAA